AUGGAUCUAUCAUACGCCCAAGUCACGAGAUCUGUUUUCAUGUUUCCAACUCUCGUAUUCUGUUGGGUCUUGUAUUGUGCUGUCAGCCGCUUGUUCUUCCAUCCACUUAAUGGCUACCCCGGACCAUUACUCUCACGGUUGUCUAGCUUACCGGUCCUCUACCAUGCUUGGAAAGGGGAUCUUCAUUAUCACCUUUUUCGGUUACAUCUCAAACAUGGCAAAUGCGUACGCUACGCGCCAAAUAAAUUGUCCAUCAACGAUUCUGACGCUGUGAACGAAAUAUAUGGCUUCAACAAGAAUACGGCGAAGCCAGAAGAGGCAUAUGCAGCAUUCCGUGUGAACAAACAUGCUAUCAACACCUUCAACACAAGUUCCAAAGAGGCCCAUAGACGAAAGCGCCGUAUUAUGGCAAAAGGUUUCUCGGACGUGGCACUUGCGACCUACGAGGAAUCCAUUUCUCAGCCUAAAUGUGUCUUCAAUUGGGCUUAUGAAGCAAAUUGUCUAAUGCUGGAUAUAAUGGGACAUCUCUGUUUCGGUGCUGCAUUUGGCUUUAUUGGUGGAAAAGGGGAAAAACUUGUUAAGAGUUUCCACCAACGUGCCUUUCGUGUCUACAUGGUGCCACUUUUCAAAAAGCUAUACAUAGACCGGGUUCUUUUCCCACAAAUGGCCAAGGCAAACACCGCGCUUGCGGACUAUGCGCGUUCAUACACUGUACAACGUGCCCAUCAACACCGCGAGGAGACUAACAGGAUCGAUGAAACGGAGACAUACUCCCAUGUAAAGUCAGGCAACAAUAAUACCAGCUCUGAUAUCAUGCAUCACUUGCUCAAUGCUCACGAUGAAGAGACAACCUCGGUAUACAGCGACAACGAGCUCCUCGGUGAAGCGAUUCUCCUCAUGAUGGCUGGCUCCGACACCACAUCUACCGCCUUGACAGCCACACUUUUUUACCUCUUCCACAACCCCCACGCUCUGCAAAGUCUCCGCUCCGAGCUUGCUCACAUCUUCUCAUCCAGCAUCCCUACUCGCGUCCUCGCUGUUGAGAAUUGCAAAUACCUGCGUGCAUGUAUUGACGAGGCGAUGCGCUUGUGUCCACCUGCUCCGACGGCCCUUCCGCGUGUUGUUUGCGAGGGCGGCAUCGAGGUAUUGGGAAUACAUUUCCCAGAGGGUGUAUGCUUGGGGGUACCAAAUUUUGCACUAUUUCGCAACGAGCUUUACUUCAAGGAGCCGCAUAGGUUCAUGCCCGAAAGAUGGUUGAAUAAUGACGAGGACAGUCUGAGCCUAGCUCGAAUGGCUUUCAAACCGUUUUCGGUAGGUCCAAGACAUUGCAUUGGACAACGGUUAGCGAUUCAGGAGAUGGCGUAUGUUAUUGCAAAGAUAGUUUAUCAUUUUGAUUUUGAGGUUGUGGGAACUGAUAGUGAAUAUAGAGGAUUAGGAGUGGAUGAAAAUGUGGUCAUGGAGCAAUUCGAUGUUUUUACGAGUCUGGAGCGUGGACCCGAGAUAAACUUCUGGGCCAGGUGA
Molecule: messenger RNA, 1521 nt
Organism: Botrytis fragariae
Lineage: Eukaryota; Fungi; Ascomycota; Leotiomycetes; Helotiales; Sclerotiniaceae
Product: putative cytochrome p450 family protein
Exons: 8
Coding region: 1-1521 (506 amino acids)
Molecular function (GO): oxidoreductase activity, acting on paired donors, with incorporation or reduction of molecular oxygen; monooxygenase activity; heme binding
Source: RefSeq, a predicted model, not a curated record